This is a messenger RNA of Betta splendens (Siamese fighting fish), 4624 nucleotides long. It is a transcript of the gene sema3aa, whose product is annotated as sema domain, immunoglobulin domain (Ig), short basic domain, secreted, (semaphorin) 3Aa. Gene Ontology annotation, molecular function: semaphorin receptor binding; neuropilin binding; chemorepellent activity. Lineage: Eukaryota; Metazoa; Chordata; Actinopteri; Anabantiformes; Osphronemidae. The transcript has 17 exons. Gene Ontology annotation, biological process: positive regulation of neuron migration; negative chemotaxis; motor neuron axon guidance. The record is from RefSeq and is a predicted model, not a curated record. The coding region runs from base 482 to 3061 and encodes 859 amino acids.
GCACACAAGGAUUAGAGGCUUGGUGUGAGUGUCUGCUCAAAGGGAAGACGCCAGAAGACAGAAAGAGAUAAAAAGAAAAAUCUGUAGAGAAAGAGCCUCACUGUUGUGGAUAAGUGAUCUGAUUUCCCUCAGCCAGGCUUUACCUCUCCGCUGUGAUCACGCCGAGCUGAAGCCCUGCUCCGGCUUCACCUGGGGCAGGACAGAGCAGCCACGGGACUACAGAUCCUGGACCUCCACACAGGGAGUCAUGUGAGCAGCACCUUCACCCACUCCACAGUGCAGACGUCCCACCACCGUCCACUCCCUGCGCUGGGAAGCACGACCAGGGUUCCCCCUCCUGCCCUCCCGGGAGCCUCCAGUGUCAGGGCGCGCGUGGAGGGUCCGGACUCAGCGGACCCCAGCGGGAGACGCUCAUCUCGGGGCAUUGCUCGGGGCUCGAGUGCCCCCUGGUCUGGAGGCCAGCCAGCAGCACUCCAGCACCAUGGAUUACCUGUUUGGGAUUGUAGCGCUGCUGUGUGGGGCGGUGCAGCUGGGAAAAGGAGAUGAGCCCAGGCACAGCGUCCCCAGGCUAAAGCUAUCAUACAAGGAGAUGUUAGAGUCCAGUAACCUCGUCACCUUCAACGGCCUGGCCAACAGCUCCAGCUACGACGCCUUCCUAAUGGAUGAGGAGCGAGGGAGACUGCUGGUUGGUGCGGAGGACCACAUCUUCUCAUUUGACCUCCUCAACAUCAACAGAGACCACAAACAGAUCGCUUGGCCAGCCACUCCCUCUAAGAGGGAUGAAUGCAAGUGGGCAGGAAAAGACCUUGGGAAGGAGUGUUCCAACGUCAUCCGGGUUCUUCAGCCGUACAACCAGACCCACCUAUACAUCUGUGGGACAGGAGCCUUUCACCCAAUCUGUGGUUAUCUGGAGAUGGGCAAGAGGGCGGAGGACAACAUCUUCCGACUGGCCUCGCAUUUCGAGAACGGCCGCGGGAAAAGCCCCUAUGACCCCAAAAUGCUCUCAGCCUCCCUCCUCAUCGAUGGAGAGCUGUACUCUGGCACAUCCGCUGAUUUCAUGGGAAGGGACUUUGCUAUUUUCCGUACGCUGGGAGACCAUCAUCCAAUCAGGACAGAGCAGCAUGAUUCAAGAUGGCUGAAUGAUCCCAGGUUCAUCAGUGUUCACUUGAUCCCUGAGAGCGACAACCCUGAGGACGACAAGGUCUUCCUGUUCUUUAAGGAGAAUGCGAUGGAUGGGGAGCACACUGGGAAGGCUACCAUCGCAAGGAUAGGACAACUGUGUAAGAAUGACAUGGGAGGACACAGGAGCCUGGUGAACAAGUGGACCACGUUCCUCAAGGCUCGCCUGAUGUGCUCAGUCCCCGGGGUUAACGGCAUUGACACGCACUUUGACGAGCUGCAGGAUGUGUUUCUCAUGAGCUCCAAGGACCCGAAGAAUCCCGUCAUCUACGCGGUGUUCACUACAUCCAGUAACAUAUUUAAAGGCUCGGCCGUGUGUAUGUACAACAUGGCAGACAUCAGGAGGGUGUUUCUGGGCCCCUACGCGCACAGAGAUGGACCCAACUACCAGUGGGUGCCUUUUCAGGGGCGCGUGCCCUAUCCUCGUCCUGGCACUUGUCCCAGUAAGACAUACGGAGGUUUUGACUCCACCAAGGACCUUCCAGAUGAUGUCAUCACCUUCGCCAGGGGGCACCCGGCCAUGUACAACCCAGUGCACCCGAUAGGGGGGCGCCCCAUAAUGGUGCGGACGGAUGUGGACUACCAGUUCUCCCAGUUGGUGGUGGACAGAGUGGAGGCAGAGGACGGACAGUAUGACGUCAUGUUUAUUGGCACAGACGUGGGAACGGUGUUAAAGGUGGUGACGAUCCCCAGAGAGAGCUGGCACGACCUGGAGGAGGUGGUGCUGGAGGAGAUGACUGUCUUCAGGGAGCCCACUCCUAUUACUGCGAUGGAGCUGUCGACCAAGCAGCAACAGCUGUACCUCGGCUCGGCCCUGGGGGUGUCGCAGAUGUCUUUACACCGUUGCGAGGUGUACGGGAAGGCCUGCGCUGAGUGCUGCCUGGCCAGAGACCCCUACUGCGCCUGGGACGGCAGCGAAUGCUCGCGAUACUUCCCCACCGCCAAGAGACGAACCAGACGUCAGGACAUCAGAAACGGGGACCCUCUCUCCCAAUGUUCAGACCUUCAGCAUCAUGAUGAUGUGGACGGCACAGGAGGCAAAGUCGAGGACAGGACAGUGUUCGGUGUGGAGAACAGCAGCAUGUUUCUGGAGUGCAGCCCCAAGUCUCAGAGAGCGCUCAUCUACUGGCAGCUGCAGAAGCCCAACGACGACCGCAAGCACGAGAUCAAGGUAGACGAGCGAGUGCUGCGCACGGACCAGGGCCUGCUCAUACGCAGUCUGACGCAGUCUGACGUCGGCGUCUACCACUGCCAAGCUGUGGAACACGGCUUCAUCCAGCCUCUGCUGCGCCUCAGCCUCCAGGUCAUCCCCGCCCACAGACUGGGCGACAUCCUCCCAGCGCUGCCCAGUCCGGGUAGCGUGGCGGGUCAGUCUGCCAAGCACCGGCUGUGGUACCGAGACUUCCUGUCUCUCUUGGACCACCCGGACCUCAACAGCGUGGAGGAGUUCUGCGAUCAGAUUUGGAAGAAAGAGCGCAAACAAAAGAAGGUGAAGGCUCCCAUCGCCAAGAACCAGGCUAAACCCGAGGUCUCCGCACUGCGGCCCAAGGCUUUGGCUCCUAAUGCCCAGAAGCAGCAAGCCAGCCCACCGCAGAGCAGAGCGUGGCUCCAGGCUGGGCUUCCGACAUCGGACGGCCCAGCGCGCGGCCAGAAUGCCCAGAAGGCCAAGCCAAAUCUGGGUAUGCUGAGCGGCCAGCCGUCUAAAAAUACUCAGAAGACGCAGAACGGCCAGAAGGGGCAGGCCGGCCCGACCGGGCCUCAGGCCGCGGGGGGAGCGCGGGCCGGCAGCCAGCACGCGGCCAAGUGGAGGCGGAUUCAGGAAAAUAAGAAGGGCCGCAACAGGAGGACCCACGAGCUGCAAAGACCUCCACGUAGCGUUUGAGACGAGGCACACAUGCAACCAGUUCACAGAUUCUAUAGCUUGUGUAUCCAAUGUACGAUUCAGUGACUUCUCCGUAACAGCAAACAAUAAAGCGUACUUUUUAGGUAGAAAUAAGCCAACUGCACAACGAGUCUCUCAUACAGAGCGGGAGCGACUGCAAUGCUUAGAACUGUGUGAGGAUGGGACUCGUUGCCUGGGCGACCGCCAGGCAGACAUUUGUGUACAUAAGCUACGAAAAUAGGAUUUGGACAUUUGUCGGUGAGGAGGUAGCGACUCGAUGUACGGGACACGCGCAUAUGUACGGAAGCUUGCUGCCCUCAUGGACCCGAGCGUGAGAACGUCACCAUUCACUCUGGAGCCUCCGACGCGGAGGGGAGGCGUGCACGGCGUGCACCGCCCGCCCCACGCAGAGUCACGCCGCGGUGCAGAGGAGGCGAGAGAGCCGCCCUCCGCCUGCAGCCGGGAAAGCAUCGUGCAUGUUGUUGUCAAUCAGUGUUUUAAUAAGCUAGUUAUUAUUGAAUUCUAGAGGUUUUUUUACACCUUACCUUAAAAAAUAUUACAUUUUUGUUUUAUAAUUUCUUCUCUUUUCCAAACCAGCGCUUUUAAAUGACGAGGCAACGUCUCAGUGGCCUCACUGUGUGUGAUCCCUUCCGCUCCCCAGGAUUCCGUGUAAGUUAUUAUGUUGUUGCUCCUCCUGGGAUUCAUAGAAUCUGGGCACAAGGUCCAGUCGCGCGCUACGAGCUCUGUCUGGAAUGGACCGCCCCUCUUCGUGUACAUAUAUACAACAAACUUAACUCUGUGUAUAUACAGUACAUAUACAGUACAAGAACGCCACUUGAUUAUUAUUUAUUGCUCAUGUUUUGUGAAAGGGUUGCAUUUAUUUUUGAUAUUAUUAUGGUAUUUUUGGCUCAUCACUAUAUCGGAGACGCGAUGGCAACAGCAGCUGCCAAAACUUUGGUGGACCAAGUGGCUGAAAGCGUGUGGAGGAGUCCCGUUUUGGGGGAUGUGACGUGUGAAUUGAGUGCAGGGGUUCGUGAGAUCCCACAACAAUAAGCACAAUUUAGUCUCUUUUGCCUUUAAUAAAAAAAAAAAGAUCAUUUUAUGUUUUCUGUUCUCCUGAAUCCACCACAUUUUUGUUCAUUGACUGAUUCAUUAUGUGUAAAAUAAAUCGCCCAACUGAAAACCUGUAGCUGUGAAUAGUGGAGAAAAAUGUUAACGCUAGUCUGAUGCAUGUGAAUGCUGCCUACAGUAAGUGCAUCUUUUUUUAAUUGUCUCUUUGUGUGAAUUACUUUCGUCCCUUUGCCAAAACAGUGGCUUCAACAGCCCCGUGAUGCGACCGGAGCUGUUUUAAGAUCCGAGCUCUCCAAGUAGCACCCUGUGUCUCCCCUGCCCCCUCAAGCACACGACCAGGACUAAUGUGUCGAUGCAAUAAAUUAGAGCAGACUGUUCCGUUCCAAAACUCAAAAGAUGGAUGCGUCCAUACUUUGGGUGAGAGAGCUGCUGUAACACAGUUCUUUCUGGCAUGCAUUGGGUUGUCUGAAUAAACAUCUCUGUUACAACGAC